AAUACUCUUUGGGGCAUAAUAAAAAAUUGCCUUAUGACAUUAUUUCAAUGUCAUUUCGGAGACAUUUGUUUUGUAAAUAAAGUUUGAUAUUUUUGUAAUUUUUAUAUAAAUUUAUUUUUUAUAUAGAAUGGAUAUUACAUCGAUGGCUAUUGCACGGCGUUCUUCGUCAAGUAUUAAUCGUUUUGCGUCUGGUAGCGUGGCGGAGAAAGCAUCAUGCGAUGCAGAAGAUGGCGGAUACAGUUUGCCUUUUUUUAUCUCCUCCCUUUUCGCUACAAUUUUGGAAGACAUCAUAACACAGAUGCGUUUGCUGGUGGAGGGCAAUGUAAGUCAGAGUCUUUUGAAGAUCUACGUCGACUACAGUCUGCUCAGAGCGCUGAAGUACGACGUCGAGCAACCGGCGGUAAAGGAUGAGCUCGCGGGCAUUAAUGCUAAAAACCUGGGAUGCAACGAUCACAAAAUCAAUAAACUGGACGCUGACAGGAAAUUUCUUCACAACUUCUUGGUGUCAAUGUACCUUGACAUGGCCUUGCGCAAGAGUUUCAAGUCCCUUGCUAUUCAAGUGCAAGAUAUGACGGACCAUUUUAAGUACUGUGCCAUGCUUAUAGAGGAGGAAGCAAAGAACAAACUGAACCGAAGAGAGCUCGUCAAACAGUUGAGGCAGUUUAGAAACCACGUGAAGUCUGUCUACUACGACACCAACGUCAUCAUUGAAGGAUUGAAAACAAACGUUGAAGAUUCUGCGUUAAACGCUGAAAUACGCAGCCGGUACGCGAACAGCUGGCAGCGCGCGCGCACCGAGCAGAACGACGAAACAAUCAGGCUGAAAGAGAUCAAACCUUUGACUCAAAUAGAGUACUACAAACAGAGGAGCGACCACGAGCAAAGGGUGCAUGCUGAAAUUGAACUGCUCAUCGCCAUUGCCAUCAAUGAAACUCUUGCGAAAGUGGAUUCAUGGAUGAAUAAAUACGACGAAGAUAUGGAAGCAACGGACCUCAAGAUUCAGAUCAUGAAGAAUAAAUACAUCGCGAUCGUGGAAAAAAGAGAGAACUUGGAAGAGACGGUCGCUAAACAUGCGGUACUCAUAAAGGAUUGGGUCAACUUCAAAGAAGCGCGUGAAGAGGCACGCCUGUACCGCGAGAAGAUGACCAAUGCAGCCAUCGCUGUCCAGGCCUGGUGGAGGGGUCUGCUGGUCAGGAACCAACUGGGACCGUACAAACCACAGCCCAAGAGGAGGUGGGCCGUUGCCGGUGACAAGGGCAAGAAGAAAGACUCUAAGACUAAGAAAUGAUUCUAGGUACUAAGGCAACAUACCGCAGAAGGAUGUGAAACAGACACCAUAAAGCUAAUCCUUGUGAAAUUAAACUACUCAAAGUAGAUUAUUUUAGGAGUUUCCCAUACGCGAUCACAUGAACAUGAUUAAAUUUAAGUAUUAUACUUAAUUAGAUAGAUAUUUGCACGGGGAAACUAAAGUAAUAAGGGUAUAGUAAAGGUACUUUGUUUUAUGAAUGAAUGAAAUGAAAGUUUUAUGAACUGGUUUGAAUAACUAAAAGUGCACCGUUGAAAAACUCGAUCUGAUGUGUCUGCAUGCAGCAGUGCCUACAUAGUUUUACUGUGCAAACAAAUAGGAUUUAUCCUAAAUAAAGCAAUCUUAAUAAUGUCUGCCGUUCAAUAUAAUAAACGACCCCUCAGGGGGCAUCAAAGUGAAAACUCUGUUUCCGCUUGUAAUAGUUACUAUUUAUUAUUAUAUUUUAUAGUUUGUAUUUCUUAGAUGAUUGAUGAUUAUUGUAA
Chilo suppressalis (striped riceborer) is the source of this 1788-nucleotide messenger RNA. The record is from the annotation of a GenBank genome assembly. Lineage: Eukaryota; Metazoa; Arthropoda; Insecta; Lepidoptera; Crambidae.